Messenger RNA from Cephus cinctus (wheat stem sawfly), 946 nucleotides. RefSeq names its product calcium-independent phospholipase A2-gamma. Lineage: Eukaryota; Metazoa; Arthropoda; Insecta; Hymenoptera; Cephidae. The record is from RefSeq and is a predicted model, not a curated record. Gene Ontology annotation, cellular component: membrane. Gene Ontology annotation, biological process: arachidonate metabolic process.
CACCACGUCCUCCGCACCUCUAUACCUAUCUACACUCAACGGUAGAACCACACCUGCAACUCAAAACAAGAAUUUGUAUCAAGUGUCCAGAGAAACGCUGCAGUUUUAAUGGAGAAUAUUUGAAGAACAUUAAGUAGUAGGAAGAUGUCUACGCAGUAUCAUUGGAAAUUAUCAAGACAAUUAAAAGAUUAUCUGAGUAAAUCUGGCUUUAGGGGGUCUUUAAUAUUUGAAUAUUCAAAGACUUCAAUUCCCAAUAUUAGUUUGGAUAAAUGCAAGCAGAAGGAAGAUGAGAUUAAAUCUUAUACUACAAGUCACAGUAUAUCAAAGGUACAAUGUACUCUUAAAACCGACUACCAUGAACUGACGAAGCAGAGUAAAUUUAGAAGAACACCUAAUUUAAGAUAUAAUCUGAAAGAAACUUCAUCUUCUUUUUUGAAAAUAUUUAUGAAUUUAAUUCCAAAAUUGAAUGUGAAUAAUAAAAUAUUGCCUGCAACGCCAAAAUGGAAGUCAAAUAUAUCUGUUGAUGUGUCAAAGCAUAGCAUUGUAUCACGAAUGCAACAUAUUUUGAACAGCAUAUACACAGCAGAAUCGAACGCAUCUAAAUUGCGCAGAAUCGAUGAGUUAUUGAAUCAUAUGGAACAAUAUCCAGAAGCUAGACAUUAUGCUAUUAAAGGGAAGGCAAUUACAAUUUUACUUAAAGUGCGUGAAAAGAUUAAAGAUGAACAAGUUAGAGGAUCAAUCAGAGAAACAUUAGCCAUUCUGGGUUACGUUGAUCCUUUGCCUGGUAAAGGUAUCAGAAUUUUGUCAAUCGACGGCGGUGGUGUACGAGGAGUACUGGUCAUUGAAAUGUUGAAGAAAUUUGAAGAAAUUACCGGAAAAAGAAUUUAUGAACUAUUUGAUUAUAUUUGUGGUGUAAGCACCGGGUCCAUACUUGCAGCGGUUUUAG